Molecule: messenger RNA, 14698 nt
Organism: Dermatophagoides pteronyssinus (European house dust mite)
Lineage: Eukaryota; Metazoa; Arthropoda; Arachnida; Sarcoptiformes; Pyroglyphidae
Gene: Obsc
Product: Obscurin
Biological process (GO): protein phosphorylation
Molecular function (GO): guanyl-nucleotide exchange factor activity; protein kinase activity; ATP binding
Source: RefSeq, a predicted model, not a curated record
GGUUGACAUGGAUUUUUCUCGUUUCACCGCUAAUGUGUGUGUGUGGGUGAUGAUGAUGAUAAAUGAAUGAAUGAAUGAUGCUAAGAUUCUGUUUUUUUAAGAAAAAGGAAAUCCUUCAUUUUCAAGAUUUGAUGCAGUGAACGACGACCACGAGAAUUCUUUCGAUAUAUUCUUCUCGUUGUGUGUGUGUGUGUGUGCUGUGAGAUAAUAUUUGUUCUUCUCUUCAGUCAUCGAAGAAAAUCAUCAUCUGGGUUUUUGAUUAGUGUGUGUGUGAAAACUAUUGGACAUGACAAAUCAAUAAUGAUAUAUGGGUGAAUAUUGUUGAACAACAACAACAAACAAACAAAAUGUCUUAUCGGUCAUAUAAGGCAUCUGCAUCAUCAUCAUCAUAUCGUUAUAGUAGUGGUAAUGAGGGACUUGGAACAAGUUCAACAUCAUCAUCUAGAUUUCGAACAUCAUUAACAUCAUCCAGUGUCGGUGGUGAUGAUGAUUUUGGAACAUAUUCAACACGUCGAAUAUCAUCAUCCACCAAUUAUGAACCAUCAUCAUCACUAUCAAUACGUCAAUUAGAUGACGAUAUUGGUACAUCAUCAUCGAGACGAUCAUACCAAUCAUCAAGACUGAUCAGUAAGGAUUAUGAUGAUCCAUCAAUAUCAUCAACAAGUCGUUAUUCAUCCAAUAAAUAUAAAAUAACCAGCAUCGAUGAUGAUGAUGAUGAUGAUCUGAGUAGCCGCAUGACUAGCCGUAAAUAUUCACGCUAUAGUAGCCGUGAUGAGGCGGAAGGUCUUCAAUCGGCUACCACCAGUCGUAUAUCCCGAUAUUCUAGUUUAGAACAAACCGGUGGUGAUGAUGAUUAUGGGUUAUCAUCAUCGACAACAACAAGACGUCGAACAAAACUUAGCUACCUUGAUGAUGAUGAUGAUCACGAUGAUCUUGAUGAUUAUAAAAGCUCAACCACAAGAAAAUCAUUUCGACCGUCAUUAAGUUAUGAUAUUCGAACACCAUCGACCGAUGAUAUCGAUUAUAAUCGAUUGUCAUCAUAUUCCGAUAGACGACGUAGUGCUGCUACCACUACUACCGGUACUAUGAAUCGCUCAUUAUCCAGAAUGGAUUCGAAAGAGGCUCAAAUAUAUGAAGUAAUAUUGGAUUAUAAACCACCCCGUAGUGCAACCGACGAAAUCUGUUUAAAAGAAGGACAAAAUGUUAUUGUCCUAAGCAAGGAUAAGCCACACAAAUGGAAAGUGAGAACAAGAAAAAGUGAAAAAUUUCCCAAAAUUGAGGAAGGUUUUGCACCAUCAGCCUAUUUGAAACCAACAGCCGAAAAGCUUGAUCAAAAUGAACAAGCUGCAUUACAGUUGCAACAACAAACAUCAAUAACCGAGUCGGAAAAAGCUUCGACAAAAUCCUCUGAUCAAACAAAUAAAGAUUUAAAUAAGAAAAAAGACAUGAUUGUCCGCGAACUAAUCGAAACUGAAGAAGAUCUAAUCCGUGAUAUGCAAUUUGUUGUGCGGACCUAUAUACGACAAUCAGAUUCAUCAAUAACACCGAAAGAAAUCCGUUCGGUUAAAGAUCAAAUAUUUGAUUGUUAUAAAGAAAUAUUGGAAUUUCAUAAGGAUAUUUUGCUGAAAAAUUUUCAAACAUUAUCGAAGGAACCGGGUAAAAUCGGAAAAUUGUUCAUUCGAAUGCAACCAAAUUUUUCGAAUCAUUCAAAAUAUUGUCGAAAUCUACCAAAAGCCUUGGAAAUAUUGGAUGAGAAUUCGGAUGUUGCUGAAUAUUUUAAUAAUUAUUCAGUCAAGAUAAGGGAUGAAAAGCCUUUGUCUGAUCGCUUAAAACUACCAUUACAACGUUUGAAUGAUUAUCAGCUAUUAUUAAAGGAAUUAUCGAAAAAUUUAUCGCGUUUAGAUGAAGAUGUUGGCGAUUUGGAAAAAGCAAUCAAAUUGAUUGCAGCAAUACCAGAUGCUGAUAUUGAUGAUGAAGACAAUGAUGAUUCGAAAAAACCAAUCGACACAACAACAUUGGAUAAAAACAUUAAUGAUUUCAAUCUACCAACUGGUUCAUCAGAAAAAUUAUCCAAUCUUUUGAAAAAUGUUUUACAGGCCAAAGACUUUUUCGAUGUAAUCGAUACCGAUGGUAACGUACGUGAACGAUUUAUUUUCUUUUUCAAAUCGCGUAUGUUUAUAACCGAAAUCAAUAAAAAUCUAUCAGCCGAUCAACGAACAUAUAAUGUUGAAAAAAUUAUCAAGUUACCACAAGUGGAUAUCAGUGAUGAAGAUGCCAACACAUUGAUAAUCAAAUCAAAAGAUACGACCGAUACGAAUUUCCCGAUACGAUUACGAUGUCAAGAUCAGGAACGAAUAAAAUCCUGGUUAAAAAUGAUUAAUUCUUUACCAAAAAACGAAGAAGAAUGUUUGGAUGAUCAAUUGAAAUUGCCUUUCCUCACUCAAUCGACGAAACAGGAACCAUUGCUCAAAUCAACCAAUUCCAUUGAUGAAAAUAAUAAUAAAAUUCUUGAAGAAAAACUUAAAGAAAUGGAAACCGAACCAGAAAAACGUCAGGCACCACCGGUACAAGAAGUGAAUGAAGAGCCAAUUCAGGCCAAAAUAAUGAAACCUGUUACAGCCGUAGAAAAAAUAGAUUCAACAUCGAUAGAUAAUCAACCCAAGCAAUAUGCUAUUGUUCGUGAUUUACAAUCCUUCACCAAACAAUUGGGUGACCAUGCUUUGUUUGAAUGUCAAGUUACACCUGGUACCAUCAAUGUCCAAUGGCUGAAAGAUAAUGCAAUUCUAUCGGGAACAAAUUAUCGUACCUAUAAAAAAGGUGAUAAUUAUUAUCUUGAACUGAAUAACCUGACCGUUGAUGAUAAUGGCAUCUAUACAUUUGUUGCAUCCGAUUCAAAAACAUCGGUUGCAUCAAGUUCUACGCUGAAUGUUUUGGCGGGUGAUUCUCGGCCAACCAGUCCAGGUGGUUCAUUUCUACCACAUCCACCAAAAUUUAAAGUUAAACUCAAAGAUACAGAUCUUUUGGAAGGUGCAAGUUGUGUACGCUUUGAACUGAUCGUACGCGGACUACCAAUACCAAUGGUGGAAAUUUUCAAAGAUAAUCGAAGACUCGAAAGCAAUGAUCGGGUACAAAUUCUAUUUCAAUCAAAAGAAGUAUUUGAAAUUGUUUUGAAAAAUGUUUGUCAGAAGGAUGCCGGCCUGUAUCGUUGUGUUGCAACCAAUCCGGAAGGUCAAGCCGAAACUUCGGGCCGAAUAACCGUUACCAAAAAUAAAGAUGUUUUUUUCGGUUUAGAUGAAUCAUUACCACCGAUUCCGAUACAACGAGAUCCGCAUAGUCCACGUUGUAUGUCACCAGCAUUUAAAUGGUUUAAAGAUGGUAGAGAAUUUGAAGCAAGUGAACGUUUCCAGGUACAAUUCGAUGAUCAAGAAGAUACGGUGGCAUUGAUAUUUCAACAUGUCACACCGGAUGAUGCUGGCCUUUAUACAUGUGUUGCAUCAACUAGUAGUGGCAAAAUAUCUUGUCAUGCUGAAUUGAAUGUACAAGGCGGUGUUCAGCAUUUACCCAAACCACCCAUAGCACCAAAAUUUCUGAAAGAAUUAUCCAAUAUUCAAGUUUGUAAAGGACAAAAUAUCGCUCUACUUGAAGCACAGGUAAUCGGAUUUCCAAAACCAUCGAUUUCAUGGUAUAAAGAUGAUAAAAAGAUUGAAUCAAAUGAUAAUAAUGAUCAUUACAAAAUGAUGACUGAAGGUGAUGCUAAUGUUACAUUGAUGAUCAAAAAUGUUGAUUCCAAUGAUAUUGGCCAUUAUCGUAUUGAAGCUGAAAAUCAAUUAGGAUUGGUGGAAUCAUCAGCACGAUUAGAUGUGGUCAAAAAACCAGAAUUCACAAAAGCAUUGGAUCAAAUUGUUGUCGAUGAUAAUCAACAAUUGAUCAUUGAACAAAGUUAUGAUUGUCAACCUGAACCGACUCGUAUUCAAUGGCAAAAAGAUGGCCAAGAUUUAGCACAAUCAAAACGAAUUCAAAGUUCAAUCGAUGCUGAUCGACAAAUUGUUCGAUUAGUCAUUGAUAAAGUAACUUCGGAAGAUGCUGGCACUUAUCAAUGUAUGAUUGCCAAUACUAUUGGGUCAGCUAAACAAAAUACACAGGUUUUGAUAAAAUCAUCGGCACCAAAAUUUUUGAGGAAAUUCGAAGCUGUCCAAGUGAAAGAACAUGAAAAAGCUAUUUUUACUGCACAAUAUGAUUCGACAGCCACUGAUGUUCAUAUAGAAUUCUAUAAAAACGAUCAACUUAUUCGAUUGGAUGAACGAAUCAAAUUGGAAAAAGAGAAAGAUGGUCGAUUUUCGUUGAUCAUCAAUGAUACAUCCAAAGAUGAUGAAGGCCGAUAUAAAUGCAAAAUUAAAAAUAAUCAGGGUUCAGAUGAAGCUGAUGCAAAUCUAAUUGUUAUCAAAAAAGAUUCUGUACCGGAAUUUAAAGAAAAACUACAGGAUUUACAAGCUCAGCUCAAUGAUGAAAAUGUACAGCUUGCGGUGAAAGUUGAUGGUCAACCACCACCAUCAGUGCAAUGGUUCCAUGAUGGAAAACCAAUCAAUCAAUCGGAUAAGGAUUUACCAUUCAAAAUUGUUGAUAAAGAUAAUUGCUCAACAUUGAUUAUACCGAAAGUUUUGGCCGAACAUUCGGGCCAAUAUUUAUGUCGUUCGUCAAAUUCACAAGGUCAAGCUGAAACAGCAGCCGAAUUAAUUGUUAAAUCUGCACCUUAUGUUGUUAAACACUUGGAUAAUGUUGAUAUUGGUGAUUUGGGUCAAGAAGUGAAACUGACAGCCAUUAUUAAAGGAAUACCAAAACCAGAUAUCGUAUGGACUUGUAAUGAUACGAAAAUUUUGGGCAAAAAAACUGAAGGAUAUGAUGAAGCUAGUUGUGAAUAUUCAUUAAUUUUGCAUAAAAUUCAAUCAGAUGAUUUGGGUGAAUAUUGUAUUCGAGCCAAAAAUCAUCUUGGUGAAUGUGAAUCAAAAUCACAAGUUCAAUUGGCCACCAAACCAUUGUUCAGUAAAGUAUUGACAAAUAUUAUGGCCAAACCGAUGCAAAGUAAUAUUGAAUUGGUCGUUGAAUUGGAUAAAAAUACCGCUAAAAAACCAUUGAAACUCAAAUGGUUUAAAGAUGAUCAAGAAAUCAAAGAUUCGGACAAAAAUUUCAAAAAAAUUGAUGAUAAAUUAGACAAUUUAUCACAUAAAUUGAUCAUUAUGAAAGCAACCGAAGAAAUGGUUGGCCAUUAUAAAUGUGUUGCAUCCAAUGAUUUUGGUGACACUGAAACAGCUGCCCGUUUUGAUUUGAUAAUACCGCCAAGAUUCAUCAAAGGAUUACAUGAUGUAGAUAUUGCGGAAGGUAACAAUGUAUCGAUGACUAUUCAAUUGGCUGGAUUUCCUCAACCAGAAAUAAAAUUCUAUAAGGAUGGUGAAGAAAUUAGUACAUCCGCUCAUGUUAAAAUACGUAAAGAAAUGGAUGAUAUUUAUCAAUUCGAAAUUGAAAAUAUUCGUAUCAUAAUGAGUGGGCAAUAUGAAUGUCGAAUCAAAAACGAAGCUGGUGAAGCAUCAUCCAGUGGUGUUAUUACUGUUAAUUCUAGGCCACAAUUUUUGAAAAAUCUUACCGAUCAAAUUAUCGAUGUUGGCGAUAAUAUUCAAUUGGAAGUAACCGUAACUGGACAGCCAUCACCACAAAUCAAAUGGUUCAUCAACGGCAAAGAAGCUAAGGGUGAUGAGCGAAUUUUAUUCGAUUCUCGUGAAGAAUCUUAUAGCAUGAAAAUACCUAAUGCAAAAGAAUCGGAUACUGGUGAAUAUUAUUGCAUAGCCAACAAUCAAAUUGGUGAACAAAAAUCCGACAAAGCUGAUGUUAAAGUUAUCAAUAAAAAUUCUGAACCAAAAAUUUCGAAACCGAUUAAAGAUUCAGCCAUUGUCAUUGACGAUAAUGUUCGAUUUGAAACAGUUAUUUCCGGCACGCCAAAACCAGAAAUAAUUUGGACAAAAGAUUCUGUUGCAUUGAAACCAAGCGAUCGAAUUCUAAUCAAAAGUGAUGGUGAUACGCAUACAUUGAUAAUGAAAAAUUGCAAACAACAAGAUUCCGGUCAAAUUGGUUGUCAGGCUAAAAACGCAGCAGGUUCAGUAACGCAGACAGCACAACUUGAAGUUGAAGAACCAACAAUACCUACUAUUGAAGGUUUGGAUGAUAAACGUAUUGUUGUUGAUGGGGAGCCAGUACGAUUUGAAGCGAACAUUUCAGGUUUUCCCAAGCCAAUUGUUGAAUGGUUUCAUGUUGAUGAUGAUCAAUUACAACCGAUUAUUUGGGAUACAGAUAAUAAUCAAUUAGCUGUUGUCUGUGAACCAAAACAAAACAAAUAUGGUUUGGUAUUUGAAUCAUUUCCAUCGAAAAUGUUUGGUGAAUUUGUUUGUCGUGCAACAAACAAUGCCGGAGCGGUUGAGAAAAGAUUUUCGGUUGAAAUUGGUGGGAAAAAACCCACAUUCAUCAAAGAAUUGGAUGAAACGCAAAUUGUCAUGUCGGUAGAUAAACAAAAUAAUCGAAUGAAAUUGGGACAAAGUGCUAUAUUCGAAACAAUUGUCGAUGGCAUCCCCACACCUUCGGUUGAAUGGCUUAAAAAUGAUGAGCCAUUGCGAGCAAAUCCACGUGUAUUGAUCGAAUCAAAUGAUAAUGGGGAACAUAAGCUGGAAGUCAAAACCAUUACCAAAGAUGAUGUUGCGAAAUAUACCUGCAAAGCAGUGAAUAAAUUUGGUGAAGCACAAACAGUUUGUUUGCUGAAAUUUCUGAAUGAACCACAUGAACCAAUCAUUAAAAAGCCACUGGAAGACGUUCAAAUUGAAGAAGGGGAUGAUUUGAAAUUAUUCUGUAAAGUUGACGGUGAACCAAUGCCGGCUGUCCGAUGGAUUAAAGAUGAACAACCAUUGGAAAAAAGUCGGGACGACCGAUUGACAUUAUCAUCCAAUAAGGAUGGUAGUGCACAAUUAGUGAUCGAAAAUGUACAAAAAUCUGAUUCAGGCAAGUUUAUUGUCGAAGCUGAAAAUGCAAAAGGUAUUGCCCGAACAGAAUCCAAAGUCGAGGUUGUUGAUCCACAACGUCCACCAUCAUUCCCGGAACCUUUGAAAGAAUUGAUCCAAGUGGAAACAAAUAAACCAUUGAUUUUAGAAGCAAAAGUUUUUGGAUUACCACCGCCCAAAAUACAAUGGUUAAAAGACGGAAAACCAAUUUCGGAUAAAAGUCCACGAAUACAGAUGAUCCAAUCAGAGGGUAAUGAUGGUAAAUGCCAAUUGAAAAUUGAUCAUAUUAAACCCGAAGAUGCUGGUGUUUACUCAUUGAAAGCCGUCAAUGCUAAUGGCGAAAUGAUGACCAAAGCUAAAGUGGAAGUAACACCUCAACCAUAUGCACCAAGAAUCAUUGAAGAUUUACCCGUGAAAUUGCAAAUCAAAUUGGGUGAACCAAUCAAACUUGAAUCGAAAAUUCAAUCAUAUCCAUUGGCUAAAUUAACAUGGAUGAAAGAUUCAAUACCAUUAUCAUCAUCGGAUGAACGAAUCAAAAUCAAUGAUCAAUUAGGUUGUUUGGCUAUCGACUCGGCUAAACCCGAGGAUCAAGGAACCUAUACAUUGAUAGCAGCUAAUCCAAUUGGAGAAAUAUCUUGUAAAACUCAAAUUGAAAUAUUGCAACCGGUUACGGAAGAACCAACAAUCGUUAAAGACAAAAAAGAUGUUGAACAACUCAAAAAACCUGGACCACAAGAAAUGAUCAUCGCAGAAACAAUGCCAAAUCAACAGAAUGUCGCUCAAGGUGAUGAUAUUCGAUUAUCGAUGAAAUUGUCCGCCGCAAAUGAUUUACCAUCACCGAAAAUUACAGCGGAAAAUGUUCACAUUUAUAAAGAUAAUGUUCCGUUACAGAAGAGUGAUGUUGAGGACAAUUUGAAAAUUAUGGAUUCGGGCGAAAUACAAUUCACCAGACCGAAAUGUUUGGCAGAAGAUAGUGGACUAUAUCGAAUUGAUAUUGAAAUACCUGUUGAUCAACAGCAACGACAAAAUCUAAGCAAUUCUUGUUUGGUCAAUGUUAUUUCUGAUAAAGACCAAGCCGAUAAAGCUAAAGAUGAUGACAAAUCAAAAUAUCCACUCAAAUUCGAACAAGAAUUAUCAUCGGUACAAGUUGAAUCCGGACAACCAUGUCGUUUGCAAUGUUCUAUUGAUUUAGCUGAUGGUUUAAUCAAUGUUAAUGAUUUGACGAUUGGUUGGUUCAAAGAUGGCGAACAAUUGGUGCCGGGUGAACAUCACGGUUUUGUAAAAGAAUCAAGCACCGGUCAUAUUGCUUUACUGAUCGAUUCAUUUGCAAGCAAAGAUGUUGGGGAAUAUCAGGUGAAAAUCACUGAUAAAAAUGGUUCGACAAUUUUCAGUUCUGCCAAAGCUUCACUUAAAGCCACUCAAGCUAAAACGAAACCCGAAAUUAUUGACGGUCUAUCGAAUGCUGAAAUCGAGGAAGGUAGCCAAUUAUGUUUGAAAUGUCAUAUGGCACCUAUUCCAUCCGAUAUGCCUAUUCAAACAAAAUGGUUCGCCAAUGGAAAACAACUGCAAGAAUCGGAUUCAAUAAAAUUUCUCAAUUUUCCUGAUGGAACAAUCAUGCUGCAGAUCAAUAAAAUCGGAUCAUCCGAUUCGGGUCAAUAUAAAGUGAUCAUAUCGAAUCAGAAUGGCGAUGCAACAAGUGAAGCAAAAGUUUCUGUUUUGAAACCAAAACCAACAGCCACAAAACCUACGAUACGUAAAGGUUUAGAAUCGACAACAUUGAUAGCUGGUGAAACGGGUGUCAUUGAAUUUCAAGUGGAAUGUGGUGGUGCAACUGAUAUCGAUAGUGGUGAUAUCAAAUUUUUGCUUGGAUCACAAUUGAUUACACCGGAUGACCGUAUCCAUAUACAACGUUUACCUGAUGGUAUUAUUCGACUUAAAUUCGAUAAAGUUAAAUUAGCUGAUCAAGGCCAAUAUACGGCUAUAUUCAAAAACGAUGCGGGUUCAAUUGAAACUGGCUGUCCGGUGAUUGUCAAAUCGAAACCCGUGAUCAUCAGUCCAUUGGAAGAUAUGGCUGUAAAAGAAAAAUGUUCAAUCAAAUUUGAAGUGAAAAUUGAAGCCAAUCCUGAUCCGGAUGUUGUUUGGAUGCGUAAUGGAUCGAAAAUUCAAAUCGAUGGUAAACAUUAUCUGGCUGGUGGCAAAACAAGCGACAAUAUUUAUACAUUGACUAUCAAUGAUUGUAUCCACCGCGAUAAAGCUGAAUAUAGUGUUAAAGCAACCAAUGAACUUGGUACGGCUACAUCUAAAGCUCAUCUGGAUGUUCUUUAUGCAAGUGAAUUUGAAGAAUGUCCACCUGCAUUCACUGAACAAUUGCAUGAUAUAAGUGCGGGUAAAGGUGAUACUGUGCAGCUUAUGGCUAAAGUUAAAGCACAUCCAGUUCCCAAAAUCGUAUGGAAAAAAGAUGGACAAGAAUUGCCGUUAUCAUCGGAUAAAGUAUUCGCUUCGUUCAAUGGUGAAGAUUUGGAAUUGACAAUAAUGAAUUUCGAUAAAUCAGAUGUUGGUAUCUAUGAAGUUUGUGUGGGCAAUUCAUUGGGUCAGGCUAGUUCGACGGCUCGUGUUGUUGAACAUUCGAUGACCAAACCGCAGUUUGUUCGAAAAUUAUCCGAUAUUGAAGCCAGAUUAGGCUCGGAAACCAAACUAACAUGCCGUGUUGAAGGGUAUCCAAAAGCUGAUAUCGAAUGGACAUUUAAUGGCCGUCCCAUUGAAUCAGGUUCAAAAUAUUCAAUUCAACGAGAUGAUCGUAAUGGCGAACAAACACUGAUCAUAUUUGAACCAUGUUUAGCUGAUUCUGGUAUCUAUCAGUGUACAGCUACCAAUCAAAUUGGAUCCGAUCAAACAUCAUCCAAUGUUUUAUUUGGUGAAAAAUCCGGUGAAGCUGCACAUUUCAUCACUAAACUGCAAGACUGUGAUUGUUUGGCAGGAUCGACAGCUCGUUUUACGGCUUGUGUUGUCGGCAAUCCGAUGCCCGAAUUCAAAUGGUUCAAAGAUGAUAAAGAAAUUGAAAUUGAUGGUCGAAAAUAUUCCUUCGAAUCGAAUCCAAAUGGAAUGAUAACAUUCGAAAUUCACAAUAUCGAUGAUAAAGAUAUUGGCCGAUAUCGAUGCAUGGCUAGCAAUAAAUUUGGUUGCGAUAAUUCGGUUGGACAGUUGAAUUUUGAGACGAAUGUUGUUGAUGAUCAAAUAGAUCGAAUGAAGCCUGCACAUAAAUCCAUGAAAAGUGUACAACGAAUCAAGGAUGCUGGUUCGGAUGAAUUGUCAUUUGGAUUAUCGGGACAACCAAAACCAUUAUCGGAUGCUCCAAUAAUAACGAAAAUGAUUGAUAAUAGUUUGACAUUGUUAUGGUUUCCAUCCAUACCUGAACAGCCUAGAUUUCCUGUAUCAUAUGUAGUGGAAUUUGCCAAAAUAUCCGACGGUAUUUGGACUGUUUGUCAUGGCAAUAUUAAGGAUUGUAAGUGUGAUGUUGUUGGUCUUGAAUCUUUUGAAGAUUAUGGUUUUCGUGUUCGGGUUGAAAACAAAUUCGGUUUAAGCGAUCCAUCACCUACGGUAACAGCAUUUCGAUCACAGUUAAAAGAUCAUGAUGCACAUGAACAUGCCAUGAAAGCGACAAAGAAACCGGAUGAUUAUUAUCUGCAGCAUCGACCACCAGAAAAAGUUGCUGCUGCACCGACGUUUGUUCGUGAUGAGCAUGAAUCAAUGUUCGGCGUGAUUGGACAACCAGUCACCAUUGAAUUCUGGGUCUAUGGAUAUCCUGAGCCGGAGAUAACCUGGUUUUUCGGUGAUCAUAAGAUUGAUAGCAAUGAUCAACGAUUUAGCUUCAUGAAAGAUCGAAAUGGUAAAACAUGUUUGUUCAUUAAUCGAAUGACCGAUUCCGAUGAAGGAUAUUAUACAUGCUUGGCUAAAAAUGAACACGGCGAACAAAAGAAAACCAUUAAAGUUAUCAAAGCAGAUGCACCAAAAUUUACAAAACUAUUGGAUGAAACUGAAGGGUUGGCACGAAAUCAUAUUCGUCUUUCAUGUUCGGUGAUAAGUUCACCACAAGCAACAAUAAAAUGGUUUAAAGAUUAUCAACCAUUGCAUGAUACAAGUCGACUGAAUAUUAUUGGUGAUUCAGAUAAUCUGUCGCUUGUCAUCAAUGAUGCGAUGGUUCGGGACAGUGGUUUGUAUUCAUGCACAGCAACCAAUCUGGCUGGAUCGACAACAACUUCGGCUUAUGUAACCGUACGUGAUCAACCAAUCAGUUAUGAUAAAUAUCCAUUCAGCUAUAAAGAUCACAUUAAACCGAAAAAUAAACCAAUGGAACAAUUAUAUGAUAUUGGUGAUGAAUUAGGACGUGGCACACAAGGUAUUACCUAUCAUACUGUUGAACGUUCAACCGGCAAAAGUUAUGCAGCAAAAAUGAUGUAUGGAACUGGUGAAACACGGCAAUAUAUGAAUUCAGAAUUAGAUAUUAUGAAUCAAUUGGGCUCACAUGAAUAUCUUGUACAAUUGCAUGAUUGUUUUGCAAGUACACCCUAUUCCAUGUCAUUGAUAACAUCGAUGAAUGGUGGCGGAACAUUGAUGGAUUUCGUUCUACGAAAAGGUCAGAUCAACGAACAAGAAGUUGCUGAAUAUAUUCGACAAAUUCUGGAAGGACUACAUUAUAUGCAUUUCAAAAAUAUCGGCCAUCUUGGACUUACUAUUAAUGAUAUUCUUAUGCAACGAAUCGAUGGUCCAGAUAUAACGAUAUGUGAUUUUGGUUUGGCACAACGUUUAACACCCGGUGCAUCGGUUUAUGUUGAAUUCGGACAACCAGAAUUUAUAUCACCAGAAAUUGUGGAUAAAAAUUCCGUCACAUUAACUACGGAUGUUUGGUCAGCCGGUAUUGUUGCACACAUUUUAUUGACCGGUAUAUCACCAUUUUUAGGUGAAAAUGAUCGUUCAACAAUGCAUAAUAUUCUAAACAAAAAUCUCGAUUUAUCUGAUGAUAAACUUGGUCAUAUUUCGGAACAAGGUCGCGAUUUCCUUAGAAAAACAUUGAAUUUCAAUCCGAAUGAACGCUUGGAUGUGAAAGCAGCAUUGAAUCAUCCAUGGAUAAAAUCGAAUUUACAUUCACAGCACAAAUCUAAUCUUGAUAUAAUGGAUAAAUUACGUAAUUAUAAAAGUCAAUCCGAUAAAUGGUAUCAGAAUGCAUCAUGUCGUCGUUAUUACCGUCGUCGUCCAUUACAUUCAUGUUAUACACAUCCAAGUCGAAUGAUUUAUCCACCCGGUGAACAAUAUAGUCCGCUAGUAUCACCUGAAAGAGAAAUGAAAAGAUUCCAACGAAACGUUGCACCAUUCGAUAAUGUUUAUCCGCCUAAUCAAACAUUCGGUGCGGAAAAUUUUCAAUCCGAAAGUCAUUAUCAAUGUGGUCCAGAUACUUAUCUAUUACAACUACGUGACACAGAUUUCCCGGCCCGUAUUCGUCGAUAUUUGAAAAUUGCUGCUGCCAAUAGUCCAUCGAUGGUAUCGAAUCUACAGCAAGCAUAUUGGAGUCGAACAUCCAAUGUACCAUGUGGAACAUUUUCGCAACCAUCGAUUAAAGAACGUCGAAAAUUCACCGAUAUUAUGGAUGAAGAAAUUAAUGAUGAAAUUCGUGGUAAACCUGGCCGAAAACCAAGACGAUUGGCACAUGAAGUUGGAACACCAUUAUAUUUACACGGCCAAUUGAAAACAUUGAAAAAAGAAGCCGGAAUUGCGAAACAAUCGAUACAAUCGAUUGAUGAAUCAAAUUUUGUGAUGCCAUUUUUUCGUGAAAAACUGCAAGAUCAACCAUUUCAGGAUGAAGGCAGAGUCGUAUUGGAAUGUUUGGCUAUUGGUGUGCCAACGCCAACAUAUACAUGGUUUCGUAAUGAUUCGAUUAUAAUCGAAACGAAUCGAACCAAAGUUAAACGAUUGGAUGAUGGUCGUUGUCAAUUGAUUUUGGAUCCUGCCAGACAAUAUGAUUGUGGCGUUUAUAGGUGUGUUGCAAGAAAUACCCUAGGUUCUGUAAUGUGCAGAGCACGUCUAUCACUUGGUGAUGUUCCAAACAAUGUCAACGCUCCUACCAUCAAGGACUAUUCCAGUCAUGAUAUCCUUCUACAAUGGUCAACACCAAAACACAUAGCCGAUGCUCAUAUUGAAUCAUAUCGAUUAGAAUCGAAAAAGUCAUCCACAACCGAAUGGUCGAUUGUGGAUGACAAUAUCCAUCAGGAAUUUUAUCUGGUUACCGGGUUGGAACCAAACCAAUCAUAUCAAUUUCGAUUAUUAGCAAGGAAUAAAUUUGGCUGCAGUGAUCCAAGUCCACCAAGUCAACCUAUCCAAACAUUAUCUGAUGACACCGAUAAACGAAUUAGUUUGCCACUGGCAAUGCAAUUUGUAUGCAAUGAUAAUCUAGAAACCACCAUCAAGCCAAUCGAUUAUAAUCAAGAAAUGAACCCAAUACAAUUGAUUAAAUCAGAAUUCAAAGAAUUAUAUGAUUUCAAAUCUAUAAUCGCUACGGGAAAAUUUGCCGUAAUAGCACGUGGUUAUAUUAAAGAUGGAAGUCGACAAACAUUGGCCAUAAAAUGUAUAUUGGUUCAAAGUGAAAUUGAAUCAGCAAUUUCACAGGAAUUUGAAAUUCAUCGAUCAUUAGCACACGAACAUAUUGCACGAUUAAUGUAUGCUAAUCGUGAUGGUAAUCUUUUUACAUUGGCCAUUGAACUUUGCUCAGGUUUAAAUGUUUUGACUUGCAUUUGUCGUCGACAAUCAUAUAAUGAGCAACAUAUUGCACGAAUUUUAUGUCAAAUAUUGGAUGCAAUACAAUAUUUACAUUUCCGUAAUAUUGCCCUAUUGGAAUUACAACCCGAUAAUGUGCUCAUUGUUAAUGAACAAAAUCUACAGAUCAAAUUGACAGAUUUCGCUUCGGCAAGAUAUGUUUCAAAUGAUAAUCGUGAUAAUCAAAGUCAAAAUAUUAAUCUACAUGCUAAUCCCGAAUAUAUCGCACCCGAAUUGAUUCGAAAUGAGAAUAUAAUAUUGCCGUAUACGGAUGUUUGGUCAGUUGCUGUUUUAGCAUAUAUUUUAUUAAGUGGUCAUUCACCAUUCAAAGGCAAUGAUGCGAAAGAAACGGCCGAAAAUGUUGUUUUUGUUCGCUAUCUUUUCGAACGUCUUUAUCCACGUGUUACACAAGAAGCUAUCAGAUUUUUAUUAUCCGUUUUUAAAUUAACACCACACAAACGACCUACAAUUGACGAAUGUUAUGAAAAUAAAUGGUUACUACCGAAUGAAUUUAUGAUGAAAAAACGUGAAUCAGCCGAAUUCGAUACCAAACAGAUACAGAUAUUCACCGAGCAAUUUUCGAAUGAAAAAUCGCAAUCAAAACAUUCACGUUUACUUGAUCUGAUUGGAUUAAAUUCAAACGAAUGAAUUUGAUCAAUAUUUGUUAUUUUUUUCUUCGUUUUGUUUUGUUUUGUACAAAACCUUUAUCCUCACACUCACUCACUCACUCACACACAACUCUAAUCAUAUUUAGUUUGAAUAAUAAUAUUUUAUAGUCGAAAACCAAACAACAGAAAAACAAAUGAUGAUGAUGAAUGUCAUGAAUUUUAUUUAUUAUUUAUACACCACCAUCACAA